This is a messenger RNA of Culex quinquefasciatus (southern house mosquito), 903 nucleotides long. Its product is annotated as fatty acid hydroxylase domain-containing protein 2. Gene Ontology annotation, molecular function: iron ion binding; C-4 methylsterol oxidase activity. Gene Ontology annotation, biological process: sterol biosynthetic process. The record is from RefSeq and is a predicted model, not a curated record. The coding region runs from base 1 to 891 and encodes 296 amino acids. Lineage: Eukaryota; Metazoa; Arthropoda; Insecta; Diptera; Culicidae. The transcript is spliced from 4 exons.
AUGUGUUCGUUAUCGGAAAAUUCGAGCAAUAUUACGUGCAUUCCGGAACUCCGCAACGGAAGCGGUUUGGAAGUGUUUUUGCAGCAGAAAUGGAACGAUUUUCUGGACGUUGCUGGUGACGAUCCGGCCAACCUGCACGUCUGGGUUAUGCUGGCCUGUGUAUACUCCCAGUACUGGUUAAUUGGUGGUCUGUAUGUGUUCAUGGAUGUUCGCGGAUGGCCCAGGUUUCUGCGCAAGUACAAAACGCAACCCGGUGUCAACGAACCGAUCUCGUGGGCAGAUCUUCAGCGGAUCCUGAAGACCGUGCUGAUCAACCAGGUCCUGUUGACGGUACCUAUGGCGUACUUUGGGUUCCACCUGGCAGGUAAACAUACCCUUCCGGAUGUCCGGGCCCUCCCACCGCUAACCACAAUCAUCCGAGACCUCAUAAUCUGUCUGGUCCUCUGGGAAGCCACCAACUACUGCACCCACCGCACCCUUCACCACCGCCUCAUCUACCGGUUUGUCCACAAGCGACACCACGAGUUCACGGCCCCAGUCGCUUGGGUCGCCAGCUACGUUCACCCCGUGGAACACAUCGUCAGCGAUACGAUUCCGGCUUCCAUCGGACCGGCCCUGCUCAACUGUCACCUGGUGACGGCGGUGCUGUGGUUCUGCUGGCUCGUGCACCACUCGUUGAUCACCCACUCCGGCUAUCAUCUGCCGCUGCUCAAGAGUCCGGAAGCGCACGACUAUCACCACUUGAAAUUUACCCAGUGCUACAGUCCACUUGGGAUGAUGGAUUGGUUGUUUGGGACUGAUGAUAGGUUCCGGCAGAGCAAGCACGCGAAACGGGAUCGGAGGUUGUUUGGGACCAAGUCGGCGAGGGAGUUGGUGCCGGACAAGGGUUAGGAUCGUUUGGAA